GAGCCGCAAACAGAACCGUUCGAUUUAUCAAUGUUAAGAAUGGCCGAGAGACGGGUGGACCAUUAUAUCUAUCAGCGCCAGAAGUGAGUGGGCAACAAUUAGAACUCUGUGAAAAUGGUCAAAAUGGCGCAAGCUCCUUGAACCCACCAAUUCAAGAAGUUAAUAGAAAGCAAACAAGUGUAGGAAUAAAUCCCAAGAAAAUCUGGCUUAAGAACUAUCAACAUGAAAUAUCCAACAUCCAAACAAUCAAACGGAAACAUCCAGAGCAUGCGAUUCACAUAGAUGAGAAACGGUUCAAAUCCGAAAUAUCCAAGGAAGAUUUCGUUGCGCCAUCCGAGUUCAUAUAUGAAGAUUCAUACCGGUAA
Molecule: messenger RNA, 365 nt
Organism: Loa loa (African eye worm)
Lineage: Eukaryota; Metazoa; Nematoda; Chromadorea; Rhabditida; Onchocercidae
Product: oocyte zinc finger protein XlCOF20
Exons: 1
Source: RefSeq, a predicted model, not a curated record